This is a messenger RNA of Corythoichthys intestinalis (scribbled pipefish), 1230 nucleotides long. Its product is annotated as protein FAM200A-like. NCBI's taxonomy places the organism in Eukaryota, Metazoa, Chordata, Actinopteri, Syngnathiformes, Syngnathidae. The transcript has 4 exons. The record is from RefSeq and is a predicted model, not a curated record. The coding region runs from base 424 to 747 and encodes 107 amino acids.
ACGUGUAUAAUGUGGUGUCUGUGCCGUCCAAUGGUACGUCAUCAUGCAAUACUCUUCCAUAUCAGUAGGUGUCAAUAGUUCGCUAAUUACUUUGUUUUGUGAUGCGUAAGAGGUAAGAGUGGCGUUGUGGCAAGCCGUAGCGGUUAGCUUGCGAGACUACAACAGUGACAGUGAUGGCAAAGGUUUCUAAAAAGGAAAUAUGCUAAUUCAGAAAUGGACAAAAAUCAAGGAAGCAAAAACCAUUUCCUCUCGAAGAGUCUCUGGAGUAAGGCAAUAAGCAAUAGCGAUCUUUCAUUGGGGUACGCUAGACUGUAAAGGAAAACAGCAACUUUCAACGAGGAUGCAGUGAUAUCUACUCCAAGCCCAGGCCAAGUGUCACACUGAAUUUUUUUACGGGAAAAGGGGAACCUGAAAAGCCAAAAGAUGAGCCUACAACCUCGAAGAAAACAAAAUCUAGGCUACUUCCCAGUCACUAAAGACCCACGAACUGCAAAGGAGUGGAUUCAUGACCUUUAUACAACAACUCUACCAAGGUUCUGGAUUAAAGUCAUUUCGGAAUAUCCUGACAUCGCUAGGAGAGUACUGAAAACUGUGCAACAAUUUCCAACAUCCUAUCUUUGUGAAGCGGGCUUCUCUCACUCUCCAAUCUUGGGACCACCUCAACGAAACAAGCUCAGGCCUCCCACUGAUUCAACGGGUUCAGCAGGCUACUUUGGUGACCAACUACAGGAGACAGGCUUCCAGUAAAUUCGGAACUUAAAAGCAACACCAUGUUAGGUGACAGGUGUCUUGCUUCCUUUGUAAAAGCACCCGUGAUUGGAAUGCUAAAGAAAGAGCUUUAACAAUGAGUUUUGCUCAAGCAUGUUAUUUGGCAUUCUCUUGAUCUGAACGUUUGUUUUUUGGGGAAUUUCCUCAUUUUGUGCCUGUACCUUUUUAUUUAGAGUAAUUAAAAUGGAGAAUUAAACUUCAAUUAUUUGUUAGUAUGAGUGCCUAUUGAAAAUUUAAUAGAGCUAGGAAGGCAUUUGGGUUUGUGGUAGAACCUUUCUUUUCAGGGCCUGGGCUAUUAUGAUUGAUGUACACGGAUGGUUAUUGUAACCCACAGACACAUGUCUGGGAUGGAAUUAGUCUCCCAAAUAAUGGACAGACAUUACCCAUUUCAAGUUGACACGACUGAUCACGCAACGCUCUAAUGUUAUGAGCUUCGCAGUAUUUUUGGAAUACCAGUACUUU